UGCGUAUACUAAUGUUAGGAAAGACACAGAUUGGUGACACAUUCUUACGACAUCGUUCCAUAAAGUAUAUAGGUCCUUCUGUUGUCUUAUCUACAAUGAGAUUUUCAAUACCGCUUUUGAUUCUCUACACCACAGUUAUAGAAGGAAUACAAAGUAACAUCGAAGAAUUGGAAGCCAAGUGUCGGGAAGGACCGAAUGCAGAUUAUGAACUGGAGCAAGAAGGGAAUACAUUCAUGUGCCUUGAAUGGUCUUUUUGGUCGGACACCUUUGACAAUGCUAAAAAUUACUGCCAAAUUAGCGGAACAAGGCUGGGUGUUUUCGAUACUUGGGAUAAAAUGAAAAUUUUACAGAGAAGAACCAGGCCUACCUGGAUUGGAUUAGAUGACAUACAAAUUGAAGGCAGGUAUCAAUGGCAUGAUGGUCAGGAAUUCAGAGAUCCAGCGCUUAGUGGCUUCUUUCAUAAAUAUGAGCCAAGUGAUAGCGAACGCGUUGAAGACUGCGUCAUCUUGUCAGGGAGCUUGCUCAACGAUGUACCGUGCACCUCGUCAUUUUUAUUCGUGUGUGAAAAAGUCUUGUAAUACAUGCAGAAAAGCUAUAAAUAGCAAGGUUUUUUUAGGUGUCUCCUCUGUACGCAAUAAAGGAAAUGCUGAUAAGC
Molecule: messenger RNA, 655 nt
Organism: Biomphalaria glabrata
Lineage: Eukaryota; Metazoa; Mollusca; Gastropoda; Planorbidae
Product: CD209 antigen-like protein D
Exons: 4
Coding region: 12-578 (188 amino acids)
Biological process (GO): biological process involved in interspecies interaction between organisms
Cellular component (GO): external side of plasma membrane
Molecular function (GO): carbohydrate binding
Source: RefSeq, a predicted model, not a curated record